This is a messenger RNA of Colletotrichum orchidophilum, 1377 nucleotides long. Its product is annotated as nicotinate phosphoribosyltransferase. Gene Ontology annotation, molecular function: nicotinate phosphoribosyltransferase activity. The record is from RefSeq and is a predicted model, not a curated record. Bases 1 to 1377 code for a protein of 458 amino acids. NCBI's taxonomy places the organism in Eukaryota, Fungi, Ascomycota, Sordariomycetes, Glomerellales, Glomerellaceae. Gene Ontology annotation, biological process: NAD+ biosynthetic process. The transcript is spliced from 3 exons.
AUGGAUUUCAACAGCUCGUCGCCUUUUCCCGAGGGCGUCAUAUCCUUCCUGGAUACUGACCUCUACAAGCUAACCAUGCAAUGCGCCGUCUUCAAGUACUUCAAAGAUGUCCCAGUCACCUACGCAUUCACAAAUCGCACACCCGAGAAGAAGCUCUCGAGAGCUGCCUUCAACUGGCUGCAAGAGCAAAUCCGGAAGCUCGGCUACAUCUCCCUCUCCGACGAAGAGUACCGCUUCCUCAAGACCCACUGCACCUACCUGUCCGACGAAUACGUGCAAUUCCUCAAGGAGUUCCGCCUCCGCCCGAGGGAGCAGGCCGUCGCGACAUUCCACCCCAUCGGCGAGGACACGGGCGCCGACUCGGACAUUGGCGAUCUCCACGUCGAGAUCAAGGGCACAUGGCUCGACACGAUCCUCUACGAGAUCCCGCUGCUCGCGCUGACCUCCGAGGCCUACUUCCGCUUCAUGGACACGGAUUGGAGCUACGAGGGCCAGGAGGAGCAGGCCUUCAACAAGGGCAUACGGCUGCUAGAGGCGGGCUGCACCUUUUCCGAGUUUGGCACCCGUCGCCGGCGCGACUACCACACCCAAGCCCUCGUGUUCCGCGGGCUGGUCAAGGCCAGCAAGGAAGGGGAGAAGAAGGGCCUCAAGGGCAAGUUCACGGGGACCAGCAACGUCCACCUGGCCAUGCGCUUCGGCAUCCCGCCCGUCGGCACCGUCGCGCACGAGUGGUUCAUGGGCAUCGCCGCCAUACACGACGACUACAAGGCCGCGACCGAGCUGGCGCUGCGCUACUGGGUCGGCUGCUUCGGCGGUAAGCUCGGCCUCGCGCUGACUGACACGUUUGGCACGCAGGAGUUCCUCCGGUCCUUCAGCCAGCCGGUCCACCCCCUCGAUGGUGACGAGAGCAAGUUCAAGACGGCGGACGGGAGCAGGCUGCAGACGUACGCCGAGCUCUUCCUGGGCGUGCGCCAGGACAGUGGCGACCCGGCCGACUACGUCAAGAUGCUGCGGCAGUACUACGACAGCCAGGGGAUCAAGGAGAAGAAGACCAUGGUGUUUUCCGACUCGCUCGAUAUCGAAAAGUGUCUCGAGUACCAAGCCAUCUCCGAGGCGGCCGGGUUCGCGCCGACGUUUGGUGUCGGUACGUUUUUGACCAAUGACUUUGUGCAUUUGAAGACGGGGACCAAGUCGGUGCCUUUGAAUAUCGUGAUUAAGCUGAGCUCCGCCAACGGAAACCCGGCGAUUAAGAUCAGCGACAAUGCUGGCAAGAACACGGGUGACAAGGCGACGGUGAAUAAGGUCAAGGGCGAGCUCGGCUACGUUGAGAAGGAGUGGAAGGGUGGCGAUGAGACCCAGCGAUGGGGCAAGGAGUAA